This is a messenger RNA of Anoplophora glabripennis (Asian longhorned beetle), 1137 nucleotides long. RefSeq lists its product as uncharacterized. The annotation marks the transcript as partial. Lineage: Eukaryota; Metazoa; Arthropoda; Insecta; Coleoptera; Cerambycidae. Gene Ontology annotation, cellular component: nucleus. Gene Ontology annotation, molecular function: DNA binding. The record is from RefSeq and is a predicted model, not a curated record. The transcript is spliced from 2 exons.
AUGGAAGAGAUUAGGCAAAAAAUUGCAGAUGGUUUUAGUAAAAGAAGUAUAGCCAGGGAAAUGGGAAUAAAUGAAACAACACUAAGAAAACGGUUAAAAGCAGGAACCAUCCCCAGCUCCUUAGGACGAUUCAAAACUGAUAUACCUUUAGAUAUGGAGGCUGAUUUAGCCCAACAAGUAAGGGACCUGGAUCUUAGAUUUUAUGGGAUUACCAAGAAAGAUUUGAAAAUAGCGGCUUAUAAGUUUGCCGAAGCUAACAAACUUCAGCACAGGUUCAGCAAUAUUAAAAAAAUGGCAGUACCUAAUAAAUUACCAAAGGUUUUAUCCAGCAAAGGCAAAAAACUGGUCGGAAAAGUAGCUAGUGCAGAUCGGGGACAGCUCGUUACAGCGGUAUGUUGUUUUAGCGUUACGGGGACAUAUAUUCCUCCGGCUAUGAUACUUCCCAGAAAAAGGAUGAAAGAUGAGCUCUUUUUAAAUGCACCUACUGGUACCUGUAAAAUGAUAUCGGACUCUGGGUUUAUAAACAAAGAAUUAUUUUGUCAGUGGUUGCGGCAUUUCAAGAGCUACAGCAAACCUAGUGCCGAAAAUCAAGUACUGUUGAUCCUCGACAACCAUUCCUCUCACCGUGAUCUAGAUGCAAUAAACUUCUGCAGGGAUAACCAUAUUGAUUUACUCUCCCUACCACCUCAUGCAACCCACAAGAUGCAACCGCUGGAUGUUGGUUUCUUUGGCCCAUUAAAGUGUGCUUACAGUAGAGAAUGUGAUAAGUGGAUGGUAAGUAACCCUGGAAAGGUAAUAACGCAGAUGCAAGUUGCCGGACUAUUUAACCAAGCUUACACCAGCGUCGCCAAUAUUGGAAAAUCAGAAAACUCAUUCAGAGCUUCCGGAAUAUAUCCCUAUAAUCCGGAUCAGUUUAACGAUGAUGAUUUUGCCCCUUCCUGUGUGACAGACGCACUCAUCACUACGCCAGACGCACCCAUUAAUACGACAGACGCACCCAAUUAUACAGAGAAUGGCCAGCUCAAUGAUGAAGUCGUGGUGGAAAUAGAUGAUCCCCAACCUUCCACGAGUAUUCCGAUACAUGCAACACCUCCACCGCUGGAUAUUGCCAGCCUUGAUAUAGUCUGUGAAAAAGGG